Messenger RNA from Fukomys damarensis (Damara mole-rat), 4826 nucleotides. It is a transcript of the gene Ctnnd1, whose product is annotated as catenin delta 1. The coding region runs from base 466 to 3405 and encodes 979 amino acids. Gene Ontology annotation, molecular function: cadherin binding. Gene Ontology annotation, cellular component: plasma membrane; nucleus; cytoplasm. The transcript is spliced from 21 exons. Lineage: Eukaryota; Metazoa; Chordata; Mammalia; Rodentia; Bathyergidae. Gene Ontology annotation, biological process: cell-cell junction assembly; cell-cell adhesion. The record is from RefSeq and is a predicted model, not a curated record.
GCUGCCAGAUCAGUUUGUCACCACCCAGGCUCCCUUGCCUUUGGCUGGGUGCAACUUCCAUUUUAGGUGUUGGAUCUGAGGGGAAAAAAAGAGAGAGGGAGAGGGAGAGAAAGAAGAGCAGGAAAGAUCCUGAAAGGAGACGCGGUGGUGAAAAUCAGCUGCCUGGCCGGAUUUGUCUUCCUCAGCACGUUGGCUACGCCUAGGAUUUCUUUCCCACAGGACGGGUUUUUAGGAGUCCACAUUCAAGAUAUUUCUGCAAGCUCUCUCCUCUGCUUCAUCCUUGCUGUGGUGCUGGGAUGCUUCUUCCAUGGUCUGUUUGAAUCUAGCCUGGGCUGUUCUCUGUGUUAGACCCAUCUGUUACGGCCCCUCUCUGAACAGCGAUAGUGCGAAGUGAGGGGCCUUCUCCCUCUCCCCCCUGCCACCUUCCUCUUACCCUGCCCUGCGGCGGCUCCGCCCCUUACCUGCAUGGAGGACGCGGAGGUGGAGUCGACCGCCAGCAUCCUGGCCUCCGUGAAGGAGCAGGAGGCCCAGUUCGAGAAGCUGACCCGGGCGCUGGAGGAGGAGCGGCGCCACGUCUCGGCGCAGCUGGAGCGCGUCCGGGUCUCGCCGCAAGAUGCCAGCCCUCUCUUGGCCAACGGCACCCUCACCCGCCGGCAUCAGAACGGCCGGUUUGUGGGCGAUGCUGACCUUGAGAGACAGAAACUGUCAGAUCUGAAACCCAACGGACCCCAGGACCACAGCCAGCUUCUGUACAGCACCAUCCCCAGGAUGCAGGAGCCAGGGCAGAUUGUGGAGACCUACACGGAGGAGGACCCCGAGGGAGCCGUGUCGGUGGUCUCUGUGGAGACCUCAGACGACGGGACCACGCGCCGCACAGAGACCACGGUGAAGAAGGUCGUGAAGACCGUGACAACCCGGACGGUGCAGCCGGUCCCUGUGGGGCCAGACGGGCUGCCCAUGGAUGCCUCAGCAGCUUCUAACAAUUACAUCCAGACUUUGGGCCGUGACUUCCGCAAGAACGGCAACGGGGGGCCGGGUCCCUACGUGGGGCAGGCGGGCACCGCCACCCUCCCUCGGAACUUCCAUUACCCUCCCGAUGGGUACAGUCGCCACUACGAAGACAGCUACCCGGGGGCCCCGGACAGCUACGGCAGCCUGUCCCGGGUGACCCGCCUCGAGGAGCGCUACCGGCCCAGCAUGGAGGGCUACCGGGCCCCCAGCCGGCAGGACGUGUACGGCCCCCAGCCCCAGGUGCGCGUGGGCGGGAGCAGUGUGGAUCUGCACCGCUUCCAUCCGGAGCCCUAUGGGCUGGAGGACGACCAGCGCAGCGUGGGCUACGACGACUUGGACUACGGCCUGAUGUCUGACUAUGGCACAGCCCGCCGCACCGGGACUCCCUCCGACCCUCGCCGCCGCCUCAGGAGCUAUGAAGACAUGAUUGGUGAGGAGGUGCCGUCGGAUCAGUACUACUGGGCUCCCCUGGCCCAGCACGAGCGAGGGAGCCUAGCAAGCCUGGACAGCCUGCGCAAGGGAGGGCCCCAGCCUCCGAACUGGAGGCAGCCCGAGCUGCCAGAGGUGAUCGCCAUGCUGGGCUUCCGCCUGGACGCCGUCAAGUCCAACGCGGCUGCCUACCUGCAGCACCUGUGCUACCGCAAUGACAAGGUGAAGACUGACGUGCGGAAGCUCAAGGGCAUCCCGGUGCUGGUGGGAUUGCUAGACCACCCCAAAAAGGAGGUGCACCUCGGAGCCUGCGGGGCUCUCAAGAAUAUCUCUUUUGGACGGGACCAAGAUAACAAGAUUGCCAUAAAAAACUGUGAUGGUGUUCCUGCCCUUGUGCGGCUGCUGCGAAAAGCUCGUGACAUGGACCUUACCGAAGUCAUUACUGGAACCCUGUGGAACCUGUCGUCCCAUGACUCGAUCAAGAUGGAGAUCGUGGACCGCGCGCUACACGCCCUGACGGACGAAGUGGUCAUCCCACACUCCGGCUGGGAGAGGGAGCCGAGUGAGGACUGUAAACCGCGCCACAUGGAGUGGGAGUCAGUGCUCACCAACACUGCUGGCUGCCUGAGGAACGUAAGCUCAGAGAGGAGCGAAGCCCGCAGGAAGCUUCGGGAAUGUGAUGGUCUGGUCGACGCCCUCAUUUUCAUUGUCCAGGCUGAGAUUGGACAGAAGGAUUCCGACAGCAAGCUCGUGGAGAACUGCGUGUGCCUCCUGCGGAACUUGUCCUAUCAGGUUCACCGGGAGAUCCCACAGGCCGAGCGCUACCAGGAGGCGCCACCCGCUGUUGCCAACAAUGCGGGGCCCCACGCGGCCAGCUGCUUUGGCGCCAAGAAGGGCAAAGACGAGUGGUUCUCCAGAGGGAAAAAACCUGCAGAGGAUCCAGCAAAUGACACGGUGGACUUCCCGAAAAGAACCAAUCCUGCUCGAGGCUAUGAGCUCCUAUUUCAGCCCGAGGUGGUCCGGAUAUACAUCUCACUCCUCAAGGAGAGCAAGACGCCUGCCAUCCUGGAAGCCUCUGCCGGAGCCAUUCAGAACUUGUGUGCCGGGCGCUGGACAUACGGCCGUUACAUCCGAUCUGCCCUGCGUCAAGAGAAGGCGCUCUCAGCCAUAGCUGACCUCCUGACCAGUGAGCAUGAGCGUGUGCUGAAGGCGGCCUCGGGAGCACUGAGGAAUCUGGCGGUGGACGCUCGCAACAAAGAGCUCAUCGGUAAACAUGCCAUUCCCAACUUGGUGAAGAAUCUGCCAGGAGGGCAGCAGAACUCCUCCUGGAGUUUCUCUGAGGAUACCGUCGUGUCGCUUUUGAAUACCAUCAAUGAAGUUAUUGCCGAGAACUUGGAGGCUGCCAAAAAGCUUCGCGAGACACAGGGCAUUGAGAAGCUGGUGUUGAUCAACAAGUCAGGGAAUCGCUCGGAAAAAGAAGUUCGAGCAGCAGCACUGGUAUUGCAGACAAUCUGGGGGUACAAGGAGCUGAGGAAGCCACUGGAAAAGGAAGGGUGGAAGAAAUCAGAUUUCCAGGUGAACCUCAGCAGUGCUACGCGGAGCCAGAGCAGCCACUCCUAUGACGACACCACGCUGCCCCUCAUCGACCGCACUCAGAAGCCAGAUAAGAAACCUGACCGGGAAGAAAUUCAAAUGAGCAAUAUGGGAUCAAACACGAAGUCACUAGAUAACAACUAUUCUACACUGAACGAGAGGGACCACAGCAGAACACUGGAUCGAAGCGGGGAUCUGGGUGACAUGGAGCCGCUGAAGGGAACGCCCCUGAUGCUCUUCGCUGUUCACACUAACCCCUGCAUGUGUUCACGGCAGGACGAGGGGCAGGAGUCUCUGCAGGAAGAGUUGGAUGUGUUGGUUUUGGAUGAUGAGGGGGCCCCAGUGUCUUACCCCUCCAUGCAGAAGAUCUAGCACCACUAUCUCCGCUCCAUCUGGGCUUAUAUGUACUUUUAUUUUUUGGUGGUGAAAUGGACUGAUGAUUUUUUCCUUUCUUCGCUGGACUAUUGUGCCAACUGCCAGGCUGCCUCCUGCCCUUCAGCCCCAAGUGGCUGCCUUCAUCCCAUCGACUCCCGACUUCUCACAGUGAAGUUUAAUUGCCCUGCCCCGUCCCCACCCGGCCCCUCCGGUUUCUGCCGAGGGACCGGACUUGUAUGCAUAUCUCGAGAGACUGCCGAGAUAAGCCCUCCUGGCAGGCUCUCCUGGAAUUGGCCUCAUGUGGAGGGAGGGUGGGAGUGGGAAUCUUCGCGGAAGCCAUGGAGAGCAGCGGAAGUUCCGUUCUGUAUAUGCAAUGCAAUGUCCAGCAAUCUGCUACACUGAUGAUUCUUAAUCAAGAUUAUUUUUCCUGGUGGGGAAGGGACUUUAUUUUCUUUUGGAGAGUGGGAAGUGUGAAUUCUUCCUUAUUCCAGUGGCUAUUUGGAGCAAGAAGGCUGACGGCAUUGGUGCAUUCUACCUGGCAAGAACCCUUGAGUAACAGAAGGUCUAGCGCUGGGAUUGGAAACCCUUGCUCUCCUCAUCUCCGAGGCAGGGACCACAAGGACCACAGACGCCAUCUCUUAGCUGAGCCUGACGCUGCCCGUGCUGAGGCUUCCUGAGCCUCUUCUCCAACCUGUGACGCAUCUGCUGGCUCAGCCUGGCCAUCUCCAGGAGGGUGUGAAAAGAGGAGAACGUUGAGGAAGACUUGGUGGGGGAGGAGCGAAACAUGUCUUUGGGGAGAAGAGGAACCUCUAGGAGGAGCUGGAAGAGACAUUCACAAAGCGGUUAGUCUGAAACUGGCAGGAAGCUUCAAAGCUGGCUUCCCCCCGCCCCAUUUCUCCUUUUCCUGCCCUUUGAGCCCAUCCUCCCCACCUCCUCGGAUUGGUUGGCAACGACAGGACUUUGAUGUACAUAACUGCUGUCCCCUGCCCUUCUACGGCGGCGAUCGCCCUGGCUUUGCCUCCUCUCUGUGCCUUUGGCCUGGGUGCGUCUCCUCCCUCCCUUCCAUGUGCCUUUCUUUGCCUGUGCAGUCCCAUUUCUCAUGAUUUUGCGAGUUAAAGUAUUUUGUUGCUUUCUUACCCGCUAUUGGCCCUCGACAGCAGAAAGAAGAGAGGUGACUAGAGAACCUUAGAGUCUGCGGUAGGGUUGGUGGAGCUCUGAUUUCUGCUGUGGCCAGCUCUUCUUGACAGUGUGUGGUUGGGGUUUUGUGAAAAUCUCACCCCAAGGGGUCUCAGCGUGGCUGGCAGGAGGGGUGCAUGGCGUGGCCCUGACUCCUGAGCUGCCCGGCGUCUGCCGUCACUGGGAAGGCUCCUUGGGACCCAGGGCCCUGCCCAGGCCCCUCGCUCUUGUACAUUAGCAGG